AUGCAAUCCCAUCUUGAAGCUGGAGGCAUGAGGAGCAGUAUUAAUUAUCAAGGUGAUCGCGCGGGACCUAGUUCUAGAGGCGGAGCGAGAAUCCGGGGUAUUCGUGCAAGGCGCCACGUACCGUACUCGGCUCGCCACAACCGACCACGGGGAGCAAAAAUCUCCUCAGUUUAUAGCCCUGAGGAGUGUAAUCAAGAGUCCUCGGAUGAUUCCACACAGCCCCCAAGCCCCCCACCAUCCACCAACCCAAUUCCCACACCAGCGCCUAUUCGAGAACCCUCACCGGUGCGGGAACAAUCACCUACUAGAGAACAUGCAAGAUUGGAAGACUCACCCCAAAUUGUUGCAGACGCCCCCACGGAGCCCGUACUAACGCAGCAACAGAGGUUACGAAAACGUGGGCCCGCUCGAUGCAUUGAGUUUGAGAAGGUGAGAAAGAACGGGAAAGUGAUUUUAAAGAUAAACGAUGGUGAGACUGCCCCUUGUUGUGAUCAUGCCCCUAUGUUCACAACACGAGUAUCAUGGAUUGUGAAACAAUAUUGUGACAUGAGUUAUGCGCGAUGGACUGAUGUCCCACAAGCGAUGAAAGAGGAGCUAAUUGACCGUGUUCGGGCUGACUUUGUGUUAGACUGGGAAAGGGAAAACCACCGGUUGACGGUGACAAAGGCACUUCGUAAGCGCUUCAACUCCUUCCAUCAUGACUUGCACAAGAUUUACCAAUCCUUUGGAAGCCAUGAAGAAGCUUUAGCUAAUGGCACAAGCAUGGUGGACCCACUUGUAUGGGUGAAGUUGUGUGGCAGGUGGGGCAGUGAGGCCUUUAAGAAAAUGUCUUCUCAGAACCGGGAGAACCGAAAGAAGCAAGCAAUUAAUCACACAUCAGGACGUAAAUCAUUCGUCCGAAUACUUGAGCAAAAGCGCGCUGAGAAUGGAAAUUUGGUGGACUUCUAUAAAGAGACACGCUGGUCGAAGAAAAAGAAUAAGUUCGUGACAGAUGCUACUGAAGAACAUUACAAGGAGAUGCAAGGUAGAUUGGAUGGCCUAGAACCAGAGGAACGAAGUGGUGAGGCAGCAGCGACGGUCUUUAGGGAGGUCCUCGGACAUCGACCUGGAUAUGCACGAGGACUUGGGGAGAUGGUCAUCCCCGAGUCAAGUAGACAACGUGACCAAGUUAAAAUGCAAUGCUACCAGUCAGAGAUUGAAAGAUACAAGAAAGAUGCUGAACAACAUAAGAAAGAUGCCGAAGACUAUAAGAGUCAGCUGGAUGAAAUGAGAUCAGAGGUGCGGGCUCUUAGGGAGCAUGCGAUUCAAACUGAUAGGCUGCUGCAAGCGUUCUUUAAGGAUCAUCCCACAUUCACUGAGUCAUAUCGCCAGACUCAGUGUAAUGAUUCCCCCGACCCAUAAGGGGGGGUCGAGUGUUUUUUGGCAUUUUGGGUGCUUUUUUGUUAGUCAAAAAGACAGCUGGGCAGUAAUCUAUAUAUAUAUAUAUACAUAUUACUAUAUAUAUAUAUAGUAAGGGGUAUAUGCCAACACAUGGGAUAUUGGGGAAGUUUAGGCCCGACGACUGGAUCGUUAGAAGUUUUUGAGCAUUUGAUAUUAAAUCGAUGGUUCCAGUUCGUCGUUUCAAUGGCAAUUCCUCUGACUUCAAAACCAACAGGUAAGUACUCACAUAUAAUCUUCAAAUAAACUUGGCCGAGUUGGCCACAACACUAGUUUUAAGGAUUUUCAGUUUCCUCUUUGCAUGCACACUAAUAUAAUUUUACGUUUAUUUGUUGCUUCUAUGUUGGUAUAUUCCUAAUGGCUAUGUUAAUCCUUUUUUUUUAGUUGGUUUAUUGUACAAAUGCAGUAAUAUUGUCUUUCCUCCACGUUCAAGGCUUCUGAAGUUGAAUGAUGGUGGCGGCUUCAACUUGGGGGUCCAAGUCAGUUAUAGAAUAUCUGAAGAGAUAUGAGAGCAAUGAUGAGGAAGGAAGGAAAUUAGGAAAAGAACAAAAGGACGAAGAAUGUGGUCCAAAGUAAACCAGAUGUAAAAGGUGUUUUAGUCGUGGAUGAAGAUCCAGUUUGUCACAAACCAGUUAAUCUUGAAGCGGAAAACAAUGAUGAUUCAGCUGGUAAAAGGAAUUUACAUUUUGGCUUCUUGAAUUUUCUUGUUCCAUAUGUGUAUGAGUUUGUUAUUAUGGGGUGUUAAAAAUUUUCUGCCGUUUGAUGUUGGAGAAGAGAACGUAUAUCGAAGGAAGACUUUUUGAAGUCAAGGCAGAAAGUAAAAGUAGAAGAGAAGCCCAAGGUACUUUGGAAUAUUAUCAUAAACCUGUCAUGUGUGAGGAGCGGUAUAGUGAGUUUAUAAAAUUCUUGUGAGUAUUUUAUACCUCAAACCUGUUUUCUUUGGUUGGUGGACUGGUCAACUUUUACCCUUGAGCCCAUGUUACUCAAUUAUGCUGACAAGUGCCACUGUGGCCGUUCAGUAUUUUUCAUGUUUCAGCAUAAAAGAAAUUUCCAUUUUAUUACAAGAAUUACAAUUCUCAUGAAUGAAGGAAAUUGGUGUUUGUAACAGAUAUAUUAGGAUAAAGAGUGCAUGUGCAUAUACCUGGGCGUUUAUUUUUUCUUUGUUUUUUCCCCUUUUACAUUUCCCAAAUCUUGCAAGAACUUAAUUGUGGAAGGGAUAGAUUCAGGUUGUACAAAUUGCAGUCUGAUGAUGUUCGUGACUAUGAAAAAUUUUCCUUUUCUUGUUCUUUUAAUCUCUUAUGAGGCUUUGGUGAAAAUGUUACAGUAAUUCUGCUAGUUGUCAAAGAGACUCGGUGGUUAUUUACAAAUGACUAUUAUUAAGUGUUGGCAGACACAGAUCAAUUCUAUUAUGGAAGGCGUUAAACCAUGAGGUUGUAGAGGAUGAAAAGGUUUUCCAUUUAAUAUGGAGAAGAAGUUGGAAGUUGGGGAAGGGCUUGGCUCAAAAGCGGGAAGCUGAAGCUAAGCUGCAGGAAUUGGAACUUAAGAAGGAAAAGCCAUUUGCACAAACCAGAUGGGAACAUUCUUCAAAGCUUUAAAACAUUGUGCUGUUCAUUGGCGUGCACUGAAGGCACCAACAAGCACAACUUGGUAGUUCUUUGAUUUUGGAUGUAGUAGAGGAUUGAACAUGUUUCAAAUAUUAGUGAUUAUAUUUCUCUUCACAUCUUUGUAGCUCAGCUUGUACUUGAUAUGACAGUAUAAUGCACCACCCAGUGUAAAAAUAUAUAUGA
Carya illinoinensis is the source of this 3224-nucleotide messenger RNA. RefSeq lists its product as uncharacterized. The transcript is spliced from 9 exons. The coding region runs from base 1 to 1401 and encodes 466 amino acids. NCBI's taxonomy places the organism in Eukaryota, Viridiplantae, Streptophyta, Magnoliopsida, Fagales, Juglandaceae. The record is from RefSeq and is a predicted model, not a curated record.